Molecule: messenger RNA, 2478 nt
Organism: Peronospora matthiolae
Lineage: Eukaryota; Oomycota; Peronosporomycetes; Peronosporales; Peronosporaceae
Source: the annotation of a GenBank genome assembly
AUGGCGUCGAACCGGUCGGACUUUGUGAGCUCAUUCCUGUUGAAUGAGCUGCUGUCGGCGCUCGACCCGCGGGUCUGCGCUCGCGAUACGGACUUGUCUGGUGCUACCAAUGGCUCUGAAAGUCUGAGUGAAGACACGGAGUCGUCAAGUGCUCUACAGACUGCACGACCGACUGCCCAGUCGCGUGUUGUGCUCGUUCGUCGUACAAAUAGCUCCCAACAGCUCGUGAUGCUCGUGGACCGUGAGUUUGGCAUCCAAGCUUUCAUUCCAAGACAUUUGAGCCAGCGGUUGCAGCAGGAACGGGGCUAUGAAACGAUCGGGAGGCUACGCGGAAGCGUUGUUCGAGUGACGAAGUACCACUUUGCCACGUGGACGCGCUGCUUGGCCAGUGACAAGCAGACGACGUUAUCGUCGUCGGUGUCUGUAUCUGCACCUGUCCACACUCGAGACCGGGAUCCAGUGUAUCUCUAUGUGGACGCACUUGCUAUUGUAGACGAUACUGAAUUGGCUGUCAAGCCGCUGCCUUGGGUGUACACGUACCCAUUAGUGGUGGAACAAUUACAGAAGCUGAAUGAUGCUGAGCUGGAGAAACGGCUCAUGAUACACCAAGGGCUGCCACCUCUGCAGGUGGAUGGUGGGUUUACAGACGACCGGCCGUUGCUGGAGGAAGACUGUGUGAUACCUGCGGAACAGGAGUUGGAGCUGGAAGAGCGGGACGAAUGGGGAUCACCCGUGACCAUUGUGCGACCACCGACGGACUCGGAACUGAUUGCGGAGAACGGACCGGUACCAAUGUCAGAGUCUCAAGUGAUGCGCCAGUCGGAGAAUUCGCUGUCGACGCAGGAGCCAAGGGCUAUGUCGACGGACGUGUCGGUGGCAUCAGAACACAAAGAAGAAAACAACGACAGAGAACUGGAUGCAGUCCCUCCGCUUGAUGAGCAGCGGUACUUGUUUCGGCAAGAAAAUAUUCGAGAGACGUUUGUGGUCGACAGUGACUCCGAGAGCUAUGAGACCGCAGGCGAAAAUGAAGUUGUCACACAAAAGACAUCGAUAAUGACCCUUGAUUCUAGCCGGAAACACUCUGUUGCGCUUUCUGACCCAUCUUUGACGACCUCAGAGACGACCCAAGACUCGUGGGCGCUUCUUGACCUGACCGACGAUUCGCCUGAAAAGGCUCGAAUAACAUCUCUUAGUUUGGAAGAUGAGACGGUCCCGGAGCAAGAACCCACGACUGAAGCGUGCGAUGUGCUAGCAGAACCAGAUGGAUAUGCUUCAUUAGACCCAUCAUCCCAGUCGCCACUGGCGAAGAAUGACAACCUGAUUGGAAAGCGUAAAGCAUCGGCGAGCUGGGCUACGAGUCUGCUUCGUAUGGUCGGCUUGAGCACUUCGUCUGCCAAAGCUUCUCCGUCAACGGUUUCCUCUUCUGACGCAGAGAUAGAGGACUUGAUUGAAUGCGAACGAAGUGAUGCGGAGAGUCUCGACCGAACAGAGGAGGAGACAGUAGAGUUCAAGCCAGCUCAACUGGAGGAUCCGAUCUUGUCUCAGGCAACUGUGAUCCUGCCGUAUGCUACUGAUAAUGAAGACGAUGCACAUGCUUUCGAGUACGAAGGUUUGCUGUCAGAUGAUGUGGUCUCUCCUAAAACAGUGGAACCUAGCAAAAAGCACGCUCUAGUGACUGGGAGUGACCCAACAAACGAGCGGUGUGUAACUGAAAAGGAGGCCGAAGCUGCAGAUACUCCGCAGAAAGGUCUAGCGUCGAAGAAAGAUAGUGCUACAGCAGACCCGGAAUUACCUUCUCGAUCUGUGCAAGCCGUGACACCAAUGACGGCGGUACAACCUGAGCCAGCUACUCCACUUUCGCCGACAGUGCUACCUCGUUUGGAAGAAACAUUGGACCACCGAGAUCGUAGUAGUAGCUGCUAUGCUUCACCUUCGUGCUCGAGCGACCGUGUUCGUAUAACGCGUUCUGCAGCGCAACUCGUACCUGUCAAGGGUCCGACACAACAGGACGUUGUCGUCGAGUCUAGCUUGACCGGGGAAAGUCAUGCUGGAGGUGCAGCUAUCACGUCUCACGGUUGUAAGCGAUGUCAGCAAAUGGAGAGCUGCCCCGCCCAGAAAGAGCCUUCAACGCCGCAGCCGCAACAAAUGCAAACGGCUGACGGGUUUCCAUCCCGAAUGCAAAAGCGUCGUCGACGAAAUGCUCUUUUGACGCGUAGGCAUCACGAGUCCGAGUCUCCUCAGUUCGAGCAACCGGCUGCACACGUCAUCGCUGGCCGAGCUGAUGACAAUUAUUCACUCGACGCAGUGUGCAAAUCACUUGGCUUGCGCGCACCCAUUCCGAAUAAUGGAGAAGAGCCGACGUGUACAUCGGCGCAACCUCGUCGUGCGUGGAAACGAUACGAGAAACUCUUUCCGCCGCUGAACAUGACACGUCUGAAACAACUGAUGGCAGCGGAUAUCGACGAUUGCGAGAAGUAG